GACAAAUUGACCAACCCCAGCUGUUUGUUUUCUUUUCCUGAAAAUUUUUUCUUCGCAUCCCAAAAUUUUGGAGCGUAUAUUUUCAGAAGAUAAAAAUUUAAGUGAAAUUUGUUUUAGAUUUUUGAAUAAUAGAAAGAAGCAAAAAUUUUUUUUAAUAAAAAUUUUAUAAAUAAUUGUUUAAGUAAUGCAAAAGUGAAACAGGUCCCGGUGAUAAUUUCAGACCAGAAUUGGCUGAUUAGCAGUCAAAACACGUUGCCACAGUGGCAAGCAAAGCAGACUAGUUGGUUGGUUUUAAUGAAAACAUCUUUAGAGGACAAUAAGGGCUCAAGCUAUGUCACAUUAAUAGUUGGAUAAUCGUAUAUACGCUCGAAUACAACAUACCUCAUGAAAAAUGCACCUCAAUCAUGCCACUGCAGUGAGUGCGGCCGCCAUGGCCAAUUAUCAGCACUACGCGCCCGCUCAAAUUUCUUCAACACAUGGUGUCACCACAUCAACGGGGCAACAACAGACAACAAUUACGGCAGCCGGUUUACAGCAAACGCCGUUCACGUUACAUCAAUUAACAGCUGUACAGGCUAUCCAACAUCCGACGCAUCAGGCCAUUAUACAUCCACAGCAUCCGUUAGUUCAUUUAUUAGAUAUCUCAACUACGGCCACUACCAAUAAUACCAAUGUAAGUAGUAAUCCGGCUCCUAUCACGCCACUGCCUGUAACUAAGGUUGAGGUAAACGAAGAAGAGGUAGUGGUUGAUGAUCCUCGCAAGAAGAAACAGUGCCACAUAUGCAAAAAUAAGUUCCGCCAGUUGACUACUUUACGUAAUCACAUGAAAAUUCAUACAGAUGAACGGCCAUACAAAUGUAAACAUUGCGAUAAGGCUUUUCGUCAAAUAUCCACCUUGACUAAUCAUGUCAAGAUCCAUACGGGUGAGAAACCAUUCAAGUGCAAUAUUUGCGCCAAGGAUUUCCGCCAACAAAGCACUCUAAUCAAUCAUAUAAAAACACACAAGGUUUUUGCUUCACUUGCAGAGUCAAACGGCGGUAUACCGACUUCGCUACUUAAUUAUCAGCCGCCACAGUCACAAGGCUCUUCGAAAAGGGGUCAUAAUAAAGGUGCAGCCGCUGCUGCUGCGGCUGCUGUCCAGGCCCAACAAUUGCUGCAACAACAUCAGCAGCAACAGGGCCAGGGCGCUUCAGUCAUAUAUACCCCUCAGCAGCGUCAAAACAUUUCGAAGAGCCUGUACAGUGGCAGCUACAAUUCGCCACAAGCCGAUGAACUGGUAAAGCCAUAUCAGUGUCAGAUAUGCAAGCGAAGGUUCCCACAGCUCAGCACUCUGCACAAUCAUGAACGCACCCACAUAGAUCCUAAACCGUAUAAGUGUGACUCUUGCGAAAAGGCCUUCAGUCAGCAGGCAACCCUGGCCAAUCAUAAGAAGAUUCAUUCGGAUGAGAAGCCAUAUGCGUGCGCUUAUUGUUCCAUGACAUUCCGUCAGCAGAGCACGCUCAACAAUCAUAUGAAGACUCAUGCGAAUGCAGUGACCACCAUUACACCAACAGUUACAGCAGGCACAGCCAAUAGCGGACAGGCCAACAACAGCCACAGCCACACAAAUUCCCAUAAUCAACACCACAACCAUAAUAAUAACAUCCCCAUUACAGCAGCCACUGUCGUCGUGGCACCGAACGCUUCGGGUCAUUUACAGCUUCAGCCGCAGCUUCAGAUGGAGCAUCAUCCGUUGUUACAUUUUUUGGACAGCAACACUACAGUGAGCACCCUUAGCACUAAGGAUCAAUUCGCUAAGGAUCAAUUUGCUAAUAAUAAUAAUAAUAACAACAAUCACAACAACAACGCCGCCGGCGGGAAUGCUAAUGGUAAUACGGUUAGUGUAAUCGCGACCUGUUUACGCAAUGAUUGUCCAGAUCGUCCAUUCAUGUGUAGUGUUUGCCGUCGAUGCUUUUCGCAGCAAAGUACACUUACCAAUCACCUGAAGACUCAUACGGGGGAGAAGCCGUACAAGUGCAAAAUAUGCGAAAGUAAUUUUCGCCAACUCUCCACACUCAAUAAUCACAUGAAGAUACAUACCGGCGAAAAACCGUACGCUUGUUCCUAUUGUCCUAAACAAUUUAGACAGAAGAGCACACUCACCAACCAUUUACGCAUACAUACUGGUUGAAAAUUGUUUAUUAACAAGUAGCAGCCGAGCCUACACAACUAUUAUUGUAAUACACACAAACACACACAUACACAUAUAUAUAGAGUAAAUGGUAAACGAUUGAUGCUACGUUAAAGACGAUGAUAAACAUGAUGGUAUAAUAGCAAAAGUAAAAAGAAAAAAAAAAGAGAAGAAAAAGAAAAAAAAAAACAGCCUCUUCAGUAGUUUCUUAGAAACUGCUAAUAGACAAAAAAUGAAAUUUGAAAACGGAAACAAACAAAAAAAAAAAAAAAAA
Glossina fuscipes is the source of this 2444-nucleotide messenger RNA. RefSeq names its product zinc finger protein 665. The coding region runs from base 392 to 2170 and encodes 592 amino acids. NCBI's taxonomy places the organism in Eukaryota, Metazoa, Arthropoda, Insecta, Diptera, Glossinidae. The transcript has 4 exons. The record is from RefSeq and is a predicted model, not a curated record.